Molecule: messenger RNA, 347 nt
Organism: Rhizophagus irregularis DAOM 181602=DAOM 197198
Lineage: Eukaryota; Fungi; Glomeromycota; Glomeromycetes; Glomerales; Glomeraceae
Source: RefSeq, a predicted model, not a curated record
AAUUCAACUAAUUCAGAAAAUCAAAUAAAAUUUUUUUAAAAAAAUAAUUCUUUUAAAUAAGAAAUUAAAAAUAUCCAAUCACAAAAAGAUCCAAACACUAUAUAAAAAUGAAUUCGCGUCAAAUAUUCUUUGCUCUCUUGAUUGUGCUUAUGGCUACUAUCGUAACAGCCUCUCCUUUGAAUUUAGAUCAAUUAAUUGAAAGAAAAAAUGCUCAAAAAGACGAAAGUCCAUCGAAAGAAAAAAACGGCGAAGUUAAGGCUACGCUUUCGAGACCUGGCAGAGAUACUUCGGGAAAUUAUGAAAGGGACCUACCGGUUAAUCAUCCGAUAAAAAGAAAUUUGGACUAA